CGCUUCGCGUUUUGUACUUCCGGGACACCGUAGCUCAAGCCAAGCCAGUCCGGACUCGCCUGUGGUGAGAAGAGUGUGUCUGCUGAAGAAGCCUUGAUCAGUAAUGGCCUCUGCUGUGAUCUCCUCCGUUCCUACAACGGCAUCCAGAUUUGCUUUGCUGCAAGUAGAUAGUAACAGUGAGUCUGAUUCAGAAAGUGGAAAAACAAAAGGUCUUCGUGAGACGGGCAAGCCCCGAUCAGGCAAACCUGUUGGAGGAAAGUCAAACAACAACAACAAUAAUGAGAAGAAAAAGGAAAAGAGAAAAAAGAAGAAAGAGCAACAACAGAGUGAAGCAAAUGAGCUAAGGAAUCUUGCUUUUAAAAAGCUUCCUCAAAAGUCCUCCGCAAGCCUACAGACAAUUGCUACAGAUCUAGUUCAUCAUAAUUCUACAGAAAAGAACACAGUAGGUGCUAACUGGCAACAAUGGAAGCAAAGAGAUGAGCAGUUAACUAGUGAAAUGUAUGAAGCAGAUCUUGAAAAGGCUCUGAUGUUAAGCAAACUGGAAUAUGAAGAGCACAAGAAGGAAUAUGAAAAUACUGAAGACACAUCACCAAAGGCCAAAAGUGGAGGAAAGAAAGAUAAAAGACGAAACAACCAGGGUAAAGACAAACCAUUGACAGUUUCUUUAAAAGAUUUUCAAACAGAAGGAAGUGUAGAGCACUUUAAUAAAAAACAAGAGGAUUUGAAAUCUGGUAAUACGCCUUCAAAAAAUGACCGCUUUUUCAACAGACUAGAAGAUGAUGUGAACAAAAUAUUAUUAAAAGAGAAGAGGCGGGAGCAGAGCAGCACAGGUGUAAUGGAUACUUUGACAUCCAGUGACCAGGAACCGGAUGUACGAGCAGAGCAACUUAAAUAUGAACUUGAAAAAAAAGAUUUGGAAAUAGAAAGACUAAAGUGUGUUAUCACUGAGUGGGAGACUAAAUAUAAGGAAGUGAAGGCAAGAAAUGCACAGCUGCUGAAAAUGCUUCAGCAAGGGGAAAUGAAGGAUAAAGCAGAAAUACUUCUGCAGGUUGAUGAGCUGCUAAACAUCAAGCAGGAACUUUCAUUACAGGUCACAUCACUACAUGCAGCACUUGAACAAGAAAAAUCUAAAGUGAAGGGUUUGCAGUCUGAGCAACCAAAACAUCAAAGUAACCGGAAGAACAAAAGGAACAAUGAAAUGGAUGUAUGAAGAUCUGAGCAUUCAUAAUUUUAAAAAGGAU
This is a messenger RNA of Polypterus senegalus (gray bichir), 1241 nucleotides long. It is a transcript of the gene gkap1, whose product is annotated as G kinase anchoring protein 1. The transcript is spliced from 12 exons. Gene Ontology annotation, biological process: signal transduction. NCBI's taxonomy places the organism in Eukaryota, Metazoa, Chordata, Cladistia, Polypteriformes, Polypteridae. The record is from RefSeq and is a predicted model, not a curated record. Gene Ontology annotation, cellular component: Golgi apparatus. Bases 104 to 1210 code for a protein of 368 amino acids.